Messenger RNA from Trichoderma aggressivum f. europaeum, 873 nucleotides. RefSeq lists its product as uncharacterized. The transcript has 2 exons. Gene Ontology annotation, molecular function: protein-containing complex binding. Gene Ontology annotation, cellular component: mitochondrion. The coding region runs from base 1 to 873 and encodes 290 amino acids. Lineage: Eukaryota; Fungi; Ascomycota; Sordariomycetes; Hypocreales; Hypocreaceae. The record is from RefSeq and is a predicted model, not a curated record.
AUGGCAGCAGCGGCCAAGAAGCUCAUCGUCUGUGGAGGCAACGGCUUCUUGGGGUCCCGAAUCUGCAAACAUGCUGUAGCUAGAGGUUGGGAUGUGACAUCAGUCAGUCGCUCCGGAGAGCCCCGUUGGGAUUCCGUCACAUCAAGCGCCACGCCCCCUCCUUGGGCCCAUAAGGUCUCAUGGGAGCGAGCCAACAUCCUCGAACCUUCAACGUAUGCGCCGUUGCUCAAGGGCUCCGACUAUGUCGUUCACAGCAUGGGGAUCCUCUUGGAGGCGGAUUACAAGGGCGUCAUAUCCGGCCGAGAAUCCCCCAUCUCAGGGCUUCAAAAAGCUUUUGCCUCGGCACGAGAUCGAGGAGUCGAUCCCAUACAUAGCCAGCCCGGCGAGACCAUCAAACCGCCUAACCCCAAGGACCAGAUGUCCUACGAAGUCAUGAACCGUGAUAGCGCCAUCUCACUUGCCAAGCAUGCUGCCGCCGAGAACGCCAGCGCCUUCUGCUUCAUCUCAGCCGCAGCUGGAGCACCGGUCCUACCUCAUAGGUACAUCUCCACCAAGAGAGAGGCCGAGAGCUCCAUUACCACCAACUUUCCUCAAAUGCGCGGUGUCUUUAUGCGGCCGCCCUUCAUGUACGAUAGCUCACGCAAGAUCACAAUGGGUCUCGCUGCAGCAACCGGUGCUGGUGCCUUAUUCAAUACCUUGACAGGAAACGUCCUCAAGGGCUUCAUGGGCGCGGCUGGAACCAAACCACUUCAGGUUGAUACAGUUGCCGAGGCCGUAGUCGAAGCGCUUGCGGAUGAGACAACAAAGGGCCCCGUGGAGCCUGAGCAGAUUGAGGAGCUUGCGUCAAAGGGUUGGAGGAAGUCAAUGCUGUAA